AAUCCUGAUAGACCGUUCCGGAAGCUGCGCCACUCGACGACGCUGCUUCCACUCCCAUCGCUCGACGCUUCCCAGCUGAUUCCAUUCCGUUCCGUUUCAUGGCCGCGGCAGCUUCCGCCGCGCCGGUGACUUCCUCCUCGUUGCCAUCGAGAAGAGGCUCCUCUCCGGCUCUUUGUCCGAUCCACGCUUCCUCUCCCCUUCCCAGGUUCCUUCGCGGAGGAGGGAGGAGAGUGACCUCCUCUUCCUUCAGAUCGAGCAGGUGUGGAUACCCCCCAUCGGCCGCCCUCGCUUCACGAAAAUCCUUCGUCUGUUCCUCUUCAACGUCGCCGGUAACGUCGCCGUCUUCGUCGCCUCUACCUUCGGCCCUGCUCUUCGAUUGCGACGGCGUGCUCGUCGACACGGAGAAGGACGGCCAUCGCGUCUCCUUCAAUGAGACCUUUGCUGAGAGGGAAUUGGGAGUCAGUUGGGACGUUCAACUUUAUGGUGAACUACUCAAGAUCGGUGGUGGGAAGGAAAGAAUGACAGCAUAUUUUAACAAGACUGGAUGGCCCGCUAAAGCUCCAAAGACUGAAGAAGAAAGAAAAGAUUUUAUAGCUUCUCUUCACAAGAGAAAGACCGACUUAUUUAUGGCUCUUAUUGAGAAAAAGCUCCUUCCUCUCCGUCCUGGUGUUGAAAGGUUGAUCGAUGAGACUCUAUCAAAGGGAGUAAAAGUUGCUGUUUGCAGUACUUCAAAUGAGAAGGCGGUUUCAGCAAUAGUUUCAUUCUUGUUAGGCCCUGACCGAGCAAAUAAGAUAACAAUAUUUGCUGGAGAUGUAGUUCCCCGCAAAAAGCCUGAUCCGGCCAUCUACUUGUUAGCAGCAGAAACUCUUGGUGUGGAUCCAGCUAGUUGUGUCGUGGUAGAAGACAGUGCUAUUGGCCUAUCAGCCGCCAAAGCUGCUGGUAUGAAGUGCAUAAUAACAAAGAGCGGGUAUACUGCAGAAGAAGACUUCGUCACAGCAGAUGCAGUCUUCGACUGCAUUGGAGAUCCUCCUGAAGCACGGUUUGACUUGUCUUUUUGUGCUAAUCUUCUUCAAAAGCAAUAUGUGAGCUAGGUACAUAAAUUCUCGCUUCUUGUUCUUUCACAAGUUCCAGGUUCACAGAUAAUAGUCGUAUUCAUAAUCAUAAUCCUGGAUUUAUUGUUCAAUAUCUUAAUAAUAAUGAGAUGGACUCUGGCAUGGCCAUACAAUGUGCAGUGUUUCAGAGUCAGAAUACUUGCAUUGGUACAAAUAUAAACAUGACUUAGUUUCAUGUCUUGAACA
This is a messenger RNA of Zingiber officinale, 1298 nucleotides long. RefSeq names its product CBBY-like protein. The record is from RefSeq and is a predicted model, not a curated record. Lineage: Eukaryota; Viridiplantae; Streptophyta; Magnoliopsida; Zingiberales; Zingiberaceae. The coding region runs from base 99 to 1091 and encodes 330 amino acids. Gene Ontology annotation, molecular function: hydrolase activity. The transcript is spliced from 8 exons.